Messenger RNA from Euleptes europaea (tarantolino), 2394 nucleotides. Its product is annotated as vomeronasal type-2 receptor 26-like. Bases 1 to 2394 code for a protein of 797 amino acids. Gene Ontology annotation, biological process: G protein-coupled receptor signaling pathway. The record is from RefSeq and is a predicted model, not a curated record. The transcript has 6 exons. Gene Ontology annotation, molecular function: G protein-coupled receptor activity. NCBI's taxonomy places the organism in Eukaryota, Metazoa, Chordata, Lepidosauria, Squamata, Sphaerodactylidae. Gene Ontology annotation, cellular component: membrane.
AUGGUAUUUGCUGCAAAAGAAAUCAAUGAAAACCCUCAGAUCUUACCCAAUGUCUCCCUGGGCUUUCAAAUCUAUGACAGCUAUUUCAGUGCAAAAUCGACCUACCGUGCCACGCUGCAAUUUAUGUCCUCUCGAAAGACAUUUGUUCCUAACUUUCAAUGUGACACCCAGAAAAAUCUGCUAGCAGUCAUUGGAGGACUGGACUCCCAAACCUCCCUUGACGUGGCGACAAUCUUGGGCAUCUAUAAGAUUCCACAGCUCAUAUAUGGGUCUGCUCCAGUGACAGAUACACAUCCAGACCUUGCCCUCUACCAGAUGUCCACUAACGAAGCACUUCAGCAUGCAGGGAUUCUGUCUUUAUUGCUAUAUUUCAAGUGGACAUGGAUUGGCAUCCUUGUUAAGGAUAAUGACGAUGGAGAAAGAAUUGUGCAGAGUUUACUUCCAGAGUUUUCCAAGCAUGGUAUCUGCUUUGCCUUCAUAGGAUAUUGCCCCGGGGGGACUUUUUACACUGAAGUUCCUCACACAUUUGAACAGGGGGCAAAAAUACAUGCUCAAAUAAUGGGCAGCAAAGCGAAAGCAUUUGUAGCAUUUGGAGAAUCUUAUUCUGUCAAUGACCUAAUGUGGUUGCCAUAUUUGUCAAAUGGAGAAAACAUGCCAUGGAAAGCAAAAGGUAAAGUGUGGAUACUGGCAGCCCCAAUGGAGUUCAGUUUAUAUGUUUAUCAAAGAGUUUUUGAUACAGAUGAAAUCCAUGGUAUUCUGGCUUUCCAAGUUCAUUCCAGUAAUCUUCCAGGAUUCCAUAAAUUUGUUGAGAGAAGAAACCCUUACAACACUGAAGGAGAUGGCUUUAUACAGAAAUUCUGGCACCAUGUCUUCGACUGUAAAUUCCCAAAUCAAAUUCAGGGGCAGGAAAUGAGAGAAGAAGCAGAGAUUUGCACAGGGCAAGAGAAGCUGGAGAGCCUUUCUGCAGGUUUUUUUGAAAUGAGCAUGACUGGCCACAGCUACAGCAUUUACAAUGCUGUCUAUGCUGUGGCCCAUGCUAUACAUGCCAUGCUAUCAUUCACAGCCAGGCAUGGAAGAGUGAUAAAUCCAGAGAACUUGAAUAUUCCAGGUCAAGAACAAUGGCAGCUUUUAGUUCCAGCAGAUAUUCUUGUGGUCUGCAAACUCGCUAUGCACAGACUGGAAGGUGUUGAGUACAGAAUUUGUUUCUGGAAGUUCAUCAGGCCGCCUUCCUUUGCAUGGUCCUCUGCUUCCUUCCUUGUGUCUGAUGAACAUGACAGCAGCAGCCUCCAUCACUUCCUUAGAGGUGUUGCCUUUAACAACAGUGUUGGAGAACACAUUUCAUUCAACAAGAAUGGGGAACAACCUGUUUCCAUAUGUAGUAACAGUUGCCAGCCUGGUUAUUUCAAGAAAGUGAAGGAGGGAGAGCCUUUUUGUUGUUACGAUUGCAUCCCAUGUCCAGAGGGGAAGAUUUCAUCUCAAAAGGACUCGAAUGACUGCUAUAAAUGUACAGAUGAACAAUUUCCAAGCAAAAACCAGGAUAUUUGUAUUUCCAAGUACAUCAUCUUCUUGUCUUAUGAAGAUCCUUUGGGACUCAGCUUAGCCCUCUUUGCUUUUUCUCUCUCUUUGAUCACAGCUCUGGUGUUGGGAACAUUUAUCAAGCGCCACAACACGCCAAUUGUCAAAGCCAACAAUCGCAGCCUCUCCUACACUCUUCUCAUCUCCCUUCUGCUCUGCUUCCUGUGUUCUUUGCUAUUCAUUGGCCAGCCUGAGAUGGUGACCUGCCUCCUGCGCCAGACUGCUUUUGGCACCAUCUUUUCAGUGGCUAUUUCUUGCAUCCUAGCCAAGACCAUCACUGUGGUUCUGGCUUUCAUGGCUACCAAACCAGGAAGCAGGAUAAGGAAAUGGGUGGGGAAAAGACUGGCCAUCUUCAUUGUUCUUUCCUGCUCUCUUGUCCAAGGAGGAAUUUGUGCUCUGUGGCUAGCAACGUCUCCUCCAUUCCCAGAUGUUGACACGCACACAAUCACUGAAGAACUUAUACUGAAAUGUAAUGAGGGGUCUGUGACUUUUUUUUACUGUGUGUUGGGCUAUAUGGGUUUCCUGGCCAUUGUCAGUUUCACCGUGGCUUUCCUUGCCAGGAAACUACCUGACACUUUCAAUGAAGCCAAGUUCAUUACUUUCAGCAUGUUAGUGUUUUGCAGUGUUUGGUUAUCCUUUGUUCCAACCUACUUGAGCACUAAGGGGAAAUACAUGGUAGCUGUGGAGAUCUUCUCUAUCUUGACCUCUGCUGCUGGGCUUCUGUUUUUGAUUUUUUGCCCUAAAUGCUAUGUACUUUUGCUGCAUCCAAAGUUAAACAACAGGGAAGGAUUAAUAUGGGGAAAUAUUCAAAGCAGAUAA